CACUUUUUUCUCAGUAUAUCACUGUGCGUAAAAUGUCGUUCAACUUUGAUCAACUUCCCUAUUAUGAUCAAUAGAUUCAAAACGGAAAAAUUAUAAUAUUUGAAACCAAUCGAACUUGACACUUUGUUACAGUCUCGUUACGAAAGUGUCUCUUCCGCUUUCAUAUUUUGGACAAAAUGGAGUUAAGUGAAAGUUGGAUUUAUUUUUAUCUGUUUGCUUUGAUGACAACUCAUUCGGAAGUAUCAGCAUCAGUUGUUUCGACGCCUGCAUGUGUGUUAAUGCAGAGAGCCACGUGUGGUUUAACAAUUCCUAAUGAUAGCUGUGUACUCAGGAUAGAUGAUUUUGUCAUUACAAUGGCUCUGUAUGGUUCCAGAAGUGAUUGUAGACAUGACCUCCUUCGUAAUUUAAGCUGUCUGGCAGAACUAAGAAAAGUAUCCAAGUAUAUUGGCAUCUCCGGGGACUACUUUCCAGACUUCCCAUGCAUGUCAAAAGGCUGUGGUGUUAAUGAAUCAGAUCGUGGAAACAACUCAAAUAAGUUAACAUCGAGCAUACAUUUAACAGAUGACGAAACUUUUCCCAUGACACCAGUUGGCCUUGCAGUUAUGUUCAUUGGAGGAAUUGUAUCAGGAGUUCUUAUUACAUCCAUAAUCUUUAUUGUUUAUAUCAGAUGGAUGAAAGACCAGACUUCAAAACAAGAAAAUACGUACUUAGAUUUAGACCUGAGUGUUGACAAUGAAGAGAAACAACCAGAGCGUACGCAAAGAGGAUCUGUAGCUUUUGUCAGAGAGAUAGCGUCUGUUUACUAUAGCCAACCAGUAAACGUUGGAGAAGAAUCACCAAAAGAGCGUUCUUCGUCGUCGGUAAGAAGUCGAAUAUUUUCAUGGUCCUCAUCCAAAUCGAGAACAUCUGUUACCGACAGAAAAUCAAGUCUGAAUAAAAUACCACAUAACAGUAAAUCAGCAGCUAAACAAAUGUUCGCCUAUGAACAACCAGUUCCCGAAGAAGGCAACGAUUACGUGGACCUAGAUUCUCCAACUACACCAACGCAAAAGUUUGAUUAUGAAAACGAGAAGACAGAAAACAAAAGUAAUCCAAUUACAUUCAUUGAUGCAGAUGAGGAUCAAACAAAAACCCCAUUGAAUGUGCAAGACAAUCAGACAGAAAAAGACGUUUACAACUAUGCAACAACAGACGAACUGGAUAUCAAAUCUGAAAAUCAUUACAGUGAAAUGAAAUAGAGAAUAACCGACCAAAUUUUACGAUAAUUUUCAGUUACAGACAGUUUUUCAUAGCCAGUUAAAAUGAAAUUUCAGAACUUUCUGAUUUUAUUUUUGAUAUCAGUUAGAAAACAAGUCUGAAAAUCUUUAGUCAAUACAAAAUGUGAAAUUAUAUAUCAUAUAUUUUCUCUCAAUCGAUUUAUGACUUUCGAACAGUGGUGUUGUACUGUUGCCUUUUAUUUAUGUCUACAAGUAUUUGCCUAUAUCCGUCCUUAAGAUCUAGACUUAAAUAAAAAGCUAAGGAAAGAAA
Mytilus trossulus (common blue mussel) is the source of this 1527-nucleotide messenger RNA. RefSeq lists its product as uncharacterized. The transcript has 8 exons. The record is from RefSeq and is a predicted model, not a curated record. NCBI's taxonomy places the organism in Eukaryota, Metazoa, Mollusca, Bivalvia, Mytilida, Mytilidae. Bases 177 to 1238 code for a protein of 353 amino acids.